Messenger RNA from Fukomys damarensis (Damara mole-rat), 2247 nucleotides. It is a transcript of the gene Gnl1, whose product is annotated as G protein nucleolar 1 (putative). The transcript has 13 exons. NCBI's taxonomy places the organism in Eukaryota, Metazoa, Chordata, Mammalia, Rodentia, Bathyergidae. The coding region runs from base 1 to 1812 and encodes 603 amino acids. The record is from RefSeq and is a predicted model, not a curated record. Gene Ontology annotation, molecular function: GTPase activity; GTP binding.
AUGGCGUCUCUUCCCGAUCGGGCAGGGGGGGCUGCUGCUGCUGCGGCGGCGGCGGCUGCUGCUGCUGUCGCCACCUUCUAUUACUUCUCCCAUACCCACCCCAACCCUCGGCUGCAGGGAGUCUGGCUGAUGAGGGCAGGCUGGAAUGACUCGCAGAGAAAGCUUUGGGAGGUCGCCUGUGUGGCACAGGCUUCCGCCCGAUGCGUGGUCCCUGUCUGUCGUAGGUACCGGCUGCAUUUUGAACGGGACAGUCGGGAGGAGGUGGAGAGGAGGAAGAAGGCGGCCCGGGAGCAAGUGCUGCAGCCUGUCAGUGCGGAGGUGCUGGAGCUGGACAUCCGGGAGGUCUAUCAGCCCGGGUCAGUCCUGGACUUUCCUCGACGCCCGCCUUGGAGUUAUGAGAUGUCCAAAGAGCAGCUGAUGAGCCAGGAGGAGCGGAGCUUCCAGGAGUAUCUUGGGAAAAUACACGGGGCUUACACUUCGGAGAAGCUCAGCCACUUCGAGCACAAUCUGGAGACGUGGAGGCAGCUGUGGCGUGUGUUGGAGAUGUCGGAUGUGGUCCUGCUUGUUACUGACAUCCGACAUCCUGUUGUGAACUUCCCACCAGCGCUUUACGAGUACGUGACGGGGGAGCUUGGGCUGGCGCUGGUGCUGGUCCUGAACAAGGUGGACCUGGCCCCGCCCGCGCUCGUCGUCGCCUGGAAGCAUUAUUUCCACCAACACUUCCCCCAGCUCCACGUCGUCCUGUUCACCUCUUUUCCUCGGGAUCCCUGUGCCUCACAUGAGCCUGGUAGUGUCUUGAAGAGGAGUCGGAGGCGGGGCAGAGGAUGGACUCGGGCCCUGGGGCCGGAGCAGCUGCUGAGAGCCUGUGAGGCCAUCACUGCAGGGAAAGUGGACCUGAGCAGCUGGCGGGAGAAGAUUGCCCGGGACGUGGCUGGGGCCACCUGGGGCAGUGGCUCCGGGGACGAGGAGGACGAGGAGGACGGGCUGGCCGUCCUGGUGGAGCAGCAGACGGACUCCGCCCUGGAGCCAACCGGCCCAUCCCGGGAGCGCUACAAGGAUGGGGUGGUGACCAUCGGCUGCGUGGGGUUCCCCAACGUGGGCAAGUCCUCACUCAUCAACGGGCUGGUGGGCCGGAAGGUCGUGAGUGUCUCCAGGACCCCGGGCCACACCCGCUACUUUCAGACCUACUUCCUCACCCCCACGGUGAAGCUCUGUGACUGCCCGGGCCUCACCUUCCCCUCGCUGCUGCCCAGACAGCUGCAGGUCCUGGCCGGGAUCUACCCUGUCUCACAGAUGCAGGAGCCCUACACAUCUGUGGGCUACCUGGCCUCGCGGAUCCCUGUGCAGACCCUGCUGCGCCUGCGCCACCCGGAGGCUGAGGACCCGUCCUCUGAGCACCCCUGGUGUGCCUGGGACAUCUGUGAAGCCUGGGCCGAGAAGCGUGGCUACAAGACUGCCAGGACAGCGCGCAACGACGUGUACCGAGCGGCCAACAGCCUGCUGUGGCUGGCAGUGGACGGCCGCCUCAGCCUGUGUUUCCACCCCCCGGGCUACAGUGAGCAGAAAGGCACCUGGGAGUCUCAUCCUGAGACGGCAGAGCUGGUGGUUUUGCAGGGCAGGGUGGGGCCCGCCGGUGAGGAGGAGGAGGAGGAGGAGGAGGAAGAGCUGAGCAGCUCCUGUGAGGAGGAGGGAGAGGAGGACAGGGAUGCGGACGAGGAGGGAGAGGGCGAUGAAGACACCCCGACCUCGGCCCCAGGCUGUGGCCUGGCUGCCCGCAACCCCUACGCCCUGCUGGGUGAGGACCAGUGCUGAGCGCCCCUCGCGUCGCAGCGCCUUGCCCGGAAGAGAUGUCCCCUCUGCUUCUGUUCGUGUGCACUCUCCGGAGGGAAGUCCUCCACGGCUCCUCCGCCCCUCUUCUCGGCACCUUAGGAAGCAGGAAGGCGGGAGGCGCCGCGCCCCGCCGCCAGGCCCGGUCGUACAGGAGGGAGGCAAGCCGUGCAUGGCUGACCCCUGGGGUGAGGGUCUUCCAGGAGUUCUUCACACCGGCGAGCGCGCUCCGAGUCUGGGAGCAUCCGGACCUGUGCUGAGGGCUGAGUGUGUGAAGAUGCGGCCCGGUGUGGUCGGGACUCCCACCAGGCACCCGGGCUGUGGGUUAAGGAAGCCGUGUAACGUUCUCCAAAUCCUGGGAGCUCACAAAGUAUAAUUCUAGGACUUCCUGUUGAUAAAAGUUUUUAGUUGCAGACAGUA